Molecule: messenger RNA, 435 nt
Organism: Echinococcus granulosus
Lineage: Eukaryota; Metazoa; Platyhelminthes; Cestoda; Cyclophyllidea; Taeniidae
Exons: 4
Coding region: 1-435 (144 amino acids)
Source: RefSeq, a predicted model, not a curated record
AUGUUCGGCACACAAAAGGUCACAAUGAUCACGGUGACAGCUGAGGAUGGUGAACCGGUUCGGGUGGUUCUCCUCAUUCCCGACUUGACAGUUCCUUACAAAUUAUUCAGUGGCAGUUCCGUCAAAGGCAAAUUCGUGCAGUCUGGCAGUGGUGAUGCGUCGACUUUCAUCUCCACCGUUAGUCUCCCCAGUGCCGAUCUUGCCAUCUAUCUUAGUUUUGUGAUAAAUAAAUCUUGUUGGCAACCUUUGAGGUCCUUGGAUGUUGAGUGCAGGCUGAAGAAGGGUGAUCAGGACCUGAAGUAUAAAUGUCGACAGUUUCCGGGUCAGAUCGUCCCCUCGGAGGCCAAAUAUGAGUCCACACCCGUCUCAGGUGCGAGCAUCUACAAUCGUGAAGGCACUGAGGUCAAGGUCACCCAACUUGGUGCAAAUGAGUGA